CUCCUCUUUCCCGUUUCCAAACUGAGUCUUCCACAUUAAACAGCGCAGCCGGUGGGAAGCUGCAGCUCUCACUGAUUAACAACUACUUAGACUGAAUGUUGUUGUUUUUAAAACAGAAAACCUAAACUUAUCCCGGAAGUGCGCGGGUGAAACGCGAGCUUGAGUUUGUUUUGAAGUGUAGUAGUCCAGCGUUGGAUUGGAUGUUGUCGCUCCGAGGCUGCUGUUGGCGCUGAUGAUGUCCGCAUUGUUUAUAAACAAUCCAGGCUAGCUUUUUAGCCGUGUUUGUCCGCAGGGAUGUGCACCUUUUUUACUGUUUGGUUAGUUAGUAGAUAGGGAGUGAGGUCGUGUUCAGACAGUGAAAGAAGGCAUGAAGACAUCAUCUUAGUCAUAAGUCAUGGCCGAUAAAAGGAAACUUCAAGCGGAAAUAGAUCGAUGUCUGAAAAAAGUAGCGGAGGGAGUGGAGCAGUUUGAAGAUAUUUGGCAAAAGCUUCAUAAUGCAGCCAAUGCAAACCAGAAGGAGAAAUAUGAAGCAGACCUCAAGAAAGAGAUUAAAAAGCUCCAGCGCCUACGAGACCAGAUUAAGACGUGGGUGGCAUCCAACGAGAUCAAAGACAAAAGGCAGCUAAUAGAGAACCGCAAACUCAUAGAAACGCAAAUGGAGCGCUUUAAAAUAGUUGAAAGAGAAACCAAGACAAAAGCGUACUCUAAAGAAGGACUUGGCCUCAUCCAGAAAGUGGACCCGGCGCAGAAGGAGAAAGAAGAGGUCGGCACGUGGCUAACGAACACGAUAGACACGUUGAACAUGCAGGUGGACCAGUUUGAGAGCGAAGUGGAGUCUCUUUCAGUCCAGACGAGAAAAAAGAAAGGAGACAAGGAGAAGCAGGACCGGAUCGAGGAACUAAAAAAGUUUAUUGAGAAACAUCGGUACCACAUCCGAAUGCUGGAGACAAUACUGAGAAUGCUGGACAAUGACUCGCUGCAGGUCGACUCCAUCAGGAAGAUCAAGGAUGAUGUUGAGUACUACAUAGACUCAUCGCAAGAUCCAGACUUUGAGGAGAAUGAUUAUAUAUACGACGACCUCGACCUGGAUGAAUUUCCUCAACAACUGCUCGCCACCUCCCCACCAGGACCCUCGCACUUGGAUGACGAGAUCUUCCAGAACUCCAGCAGCACACCGACCUCCACCACUUCUUCCUCGCCAAUCCCUCCUUCACCUGCCACUUGCACUACAGAGAACUCAGAAGAUGACAAGAAGAGGGGACGUUCGACAGACAGUGAAGUCAGUCAGUCUCCAGUGAAGAAUGGGAAUCCCUCCUCGUCAUUAUCUUCUUCCUCCUCUUCUUCCUCUUCGUCUUCUUCCGCCUCGGGGCUCACCUCAUCCUCGCUGGUCUCUGUUGUGGGUGGAGGUAUUGGCAGCUCUGGAGGCAGUCAUCAUAGCACUGUGGGGGGUCCUUUCUCCAACACUUCAGCUGGCAGCUACAGCAACGCCACGCAGCAGCCACCUCACCCUUCGGUGCAGCAGCAGCAGGCCAAAAACUCGGCGAGCUCUUCAGCUCCCAUCUCCAUCUCCAGCACCUCCACCAACAGCUUUAGCGCCUCCUUGGCGUCCUCACCACCCAGCACACAGGGGCUCCUCACUUCAAACUCCCAGCCCCAGUCGCAGUCUGGUUUUACGGCAGUCUCCAACAGCCUUGACCUCAGUUUGGGGCCCUCUCUGGGCAAAGGCUCCAUCUCCACCAGCUCCGGCCUGUCAGGGAUGCCGGCAUCCCUGAGUACCAUGGUGGGCCUUCUAUCAAGCUCCACACCAGCUCCCUACGCUCAGGCGGCUGCCUCGGGCACAGGCAGCUCAGGCUUACCGGGCUCUCUCGGCGGCGUCAACACCACAACGACCAGCAGUGGGGGAGCGGGCACCAUUGGUAGCAGCAGCAUCGCAGUCGGCGGGCCGACAUCCUCACUAGGAGGCAUGCUUGGCACAUCCCCUGUAUUGGGCAGUGUCGGAUCUGGGAUUCUGGGUUUGGGUUCAGGUCAAUCAGGGGUGCAGGGGUCUUCCUUAGGGUCUCAGAGCCCCGUUGGAAGCUUGGCUCUUGGAAGCGGAAUAGGAGUUAUCGGAAGCAAUGGAGGCAGCUCAGGAUCAGGAGGAAGUGGAGUUGGAGGAGGAAGCUCAUCCCUGUCCAUUCGACCGCCGAGCCAACAGAAGCAGAAUGGUAGCACCAGUCACAGUGCCCUGGUAGCAGAUAGCACAACAGACUCUGCCCUCAACAGUGCCACCCAAUCCCAAAGCAGCCAAUCCUCAACUUUGACCUCCACAGCCAAUCAGCUUAAGGAAACUGGUCCCAGUUUUCUUGGCCCCAUGGGUUUGUCGUCCACCUCCCCGUCCCCGGCUUCAUACAGUGAGGCUAAAACAACGAGCGGUGGAAGCCUUCAGAACGGGCCGCUGUCCUACUCCCAGUCAUCCGAAAGCAUCAAGCCCCAGGAGCCUCUGAGCAGGUCCAUGGCCGAGCGAGCAGCGCCCAGCUCAGGGACUGAGGGAGAUGUGUCCUCCCUGCACCUCACUUCAGACAUCUUCCCAAGCAGCACUACGGCCCCGUCGGGGCCCCCGUCAGCACCUCAGUCCUCCCUGUCAGAAGUCAGCAUCCUCCCGUCACUGGGUGUCUGUCCACUGGGGCCGGUUCCCCUUUCCAAAGACCAGCUCUACAAACAGGCCAUGCAGGAGGCGGCGUGGACGCACAUGCCCCACCCGUCUGACUCGGAGAGAAUCAGGCAGUACCUCAUGAGGAACCCCUGCCCCACCCAAUCUUUCCACCACCAGAUGCCACCACCUCAUUCCGACACUGUAGAGUUUUACCAGAGGCUUUCCACGGAAACGUUGUUCUUCAUCUUUUACUACCUAGAGGGCACUAAGGCCCAGUAUCUGGCAGCCAAGGCCCUGAAGAAGCAGUCGUGGAGGUUCCACACAAAGUACAUGAUGUGGUUUCAGAGGCACGAAGAGCCCAAGACCAUCACUGAUGAGUAUGAGCAGGGAACAUACAUUUAUUUCGACUAUGAGAAGUGGGGCCAGCGGAAAAAAGAGGGCUUCACAUUUGAGUACCGGUACCUAGAGGACCGAGACCUCCAGUGACGUGCACAGACACCGACGAAGGGACAGACAACCAAACGAAUGAAGAUCUGCCUGCUGACAUUCCUGGAUUUGACCAGGGCUCUCUGGGGGAAAGGAUACCGGAGGGUCAGAGUAGGGGUGAGGAAGGGGGGAUGGCCAGGUUUGCAAGCGCACAUUUGAAACCCCCUUCCUUCCACCUGACCCUCCAACCCUGCCUUACCAUCCUCACACUGAUCGUGACAAUUCCUCCCACCCUGUCAUCUCCUUCCCUCCAUCCCCCCCCACCCCUCCUCAUAGUUUUAUUUGCAUCCUUUAUCAGCAACCAGGCAUGAAAAGUCUUGGUAAUUAGAGAAUUAUUUCUUCCUCUUAUGCUGGCUUUACAUUUUUUCAGUCCCAUGAGGACCAAAAAGAUUUGGUGAAUCACCCACAGAACAGGCUAAAUACCCUUUAAAAACAAGCCGGGAAGUCACCUACAUGUGCUGCAACAGAUUUCUGGCCUGCAGUUACACAGCAGGGUGAGAAUGUUGAACGUAUCGCAACAAGAAACUGUUUCUGCCUCUUUUUCCACAAAAAUUUUGAUUUUGGGUCAUUAAAAAAAAAAAAAAAACUCCUUACCCUCACUGUUAGAUGAUUGCAGAGGUUCAUACUUCUUUCAUUUGUACUGAAAAUGUUAGAUUUUGUCAUUCCACCCUGCUGCUCCUUCGAGUGUUUCUCGCUUCAACAACCUGCCUUCACCUUUCCGUUAACAUCCGACGUGGGUAACUGUUUGUCGUAGGUGGCACCACAGGCCUCGCUCAACUCUGUUGUGUUGCUUUUAAAAGCCCAAAGAGCAUUUUUGUUAAGGUCCAAAUUUAUCCUGCCCAGCUUUACUUUUCCGUCAGGCCUGUGGUGGAGGAGGGUGACAAACAGCCAGAGAGGCGCUGGUAGUAGCCGACUCUUACCUGGUGGGCAGCGUUAUGUCACACUCAGCAAACGGUUUUACAGAAAUAGAAUCUAACUUCAGGUCGCUUUCCUCUGGCGGUAUCUGUUUAUCUAGACAGUUCUUCACACCAACAUGGAGGAGGUGAAUCAAAACGGAGAGAAAAUAUUGUCCUUGAUACACUUGUUUCAUUGUCUAUAACCUUAAAAGCAAACAAAUCCUGACAAAAACAUUCAGAAAGGAGUAUGUUGGUGUACAGAUGUGGAUUUCAUUCACCUUCACUGUGGUGGCUGUAGGCAGAGGCAGAGAGAUCUGCCUGCUGCAACUAAAUAAAGCAUCGGCAAAAACACAGUGCAAAACAAUUACAGAAACGUUUUUCAUCAGAUCUAAAAAGGUCCUUCAAAUACAACAGAACUGAAUAGUUUCCCAUCUUCAAAAUCUCACAAUUAAUGCAGAUAAAAUGAAAUGUAAAUGAUCCAGGAACACAAACUAAUGGACCAGAGCUGCCAAGGCAAAUUUUUACCUUCCAAAACGUUUGAUAAUGAGACAUAAACUAAGAUGUAAGCUUUUUUUACACAUCUGAAGAAGUAAGAGUCUCAGGUCACUUCUCUGCUCUUUGUCUUUUGCAGCUUUUUAUUAACUUGUAUUUGUUGUGAGAUUUUAAGGUGCAGUCCUUCACUUUUGUUGUAUUUACAGUGCACUUCUUUAUCUGUAUUUGCCAUAAAUCUGCAGCUCAUUUGAAGGUUUAAAAGCAUUAGAGUAGCAGUUGCAGCAUAUUUUUCAGGUUGCUGCACGCUGAGCUCUGUAGUUCACCUUAAAGGUUUCAGGAGGACAUAUUCUACUAAACCAGCAGUUUAGGUGAUCAACAGCAGCAUAUCCUGGAUUUUCUGGUGAAGUCAAAAUCUUCAGUAUUUUGUAAUGAGUCCUAAUUGGGAAAUUUGUGAGUGAAGAGCCAAACCAGACCUUUCAUCUUCGCAGAAACAUUCGUGUGAUUGUUUUCUGCUUCCUGAUGAUUUAAAACGGCAAAAACUAAAACUGUAAGCUUGAUUAGAUUCAGCCAGAGUCAGAUUAAAAGAGGUGAUGCUUCAACAUAAAAAGCUCCAGGUGCAAUGAGUGUUGCAGGUGUUGGAUGCUACCAGCAGCCAGAUUUGUUAUGCUCAUACAAGCUCAGCUUCCUUCUUUCCUUCAUCCUCCUCCUCCUCUCUGUGCCAAGGAGCACAAACACCAGCACUGCGGCCCACUCCUCCUCUGUCCUGCAGGUCUCUGCUUCAUGUUUACACUCUGAUCGAUCUAAUUAAAUUCCCAGUUAACUCACACAGACAUGAUACAUCCCAUGUACCAUCCUAGACACACUGACCACAGGCUCGUUUUGUCAGGUCCACAUAAUUCCCUCUUCUUUCCUUCUCUCUGUCAGACUGCUCUCCUCCUCCUCCUUUUCUUCAUGCCAGGUAGAUAUUUCCUUUAUUUCUCAGGAAGUAUUCAAUUGACCAUUUUAUGAGGAAAUGUUUCAGCCAGCACAACAAGCGAGCAACCUUUCAGCAGCAAUUCGUACUUUUAAUUUUGGCCUCAUGUGAGAAGUGUUUGCCUGUAUUCGUACUCGACAGCGGCCCUUUUCAUUUCACAAAAUUUUUUAUUUAUUUUUUUUUUUAUAUAUAAAAUGAAAAAUAAAUAUUCUCCAAUGUUUGGAGCAGCUGCUGAAAGAGAAACCAUCUUUAUAUUUUGUAUUUGUUGUGGAAGAUUGUAUAUUACUUUUUUUUGGGUUUUUUUUCCAGAAGUGAGGAAAUCAUUUUAAAAAAACGAGAGAACAGAGAUCCGCGUUCUUUUUAAAGAUCAGUUACUUCUCCACAGGAGUUUGGGUUGUUUUUAAAGCCAACCACAAAGUCGAGACGCAAAACCCAACAUGUAUUCACUUGACUGACAGUCCUGCUUUUAGCCCUUUUUGUUUACUGAUUUUUGACAAGUGGACGGGACGAGAUGUCGAGCUCAAAUGUGAAUCUCUUUCUGCUCCUUGUCAAAAGUGUUGAACAGACUCUCAUUCUUUAAACCUCUUCUUUUUGUUUCGUUCAUUUAUUUUCUGUUUGUUGUUGUUGUUGUUGUCGUCAGACAGCAUGGAAUUAUGACACUUGCAAAGUGGCGCUGAAAAAAAUUAAAUAACAUAACCAUGAUAAAAGGAUUGUAAAAUAUUAAUAAAGAGUUACUUUUCAGAAA
This is a messenger RNA of Girardinichthys multiradiatus, 6224 nucleotides long. It is a transcript of the gene cnot3b, whose product is annotated as CCR4-NOT transcription complex, subunit 3b. The record is from RefSeq and is a predicted model, not a curated record. Gene Ontology annotation, biological process: regulation of DNA-templated transcription; nuclear-transcribed mRNA poly(A) tail shortening; regulation of stem cell population maintenance. NCBI's taxonomy places the organism in Eukaryota, Metazoa, Chordata, Actinopteri, Cyprinodontiformes, Goodeidae. Bases 395 to 3118 code for a protein of 907 amino acids. The transcript has 19 exons. Gene Ontology annotation, cellular component: CCR4-NOT core complex; nucleus; P-body.